Messenger RNA from Schistocerca nitens (vagrant locust), 2293 nucleotides. RefSeq names its product Golgi reassembly-stacking protein 2 (gene Grasp65). The transcript is spliced from 8 exons. Gene Ontology annotation, cellular component: Golgi apparatus. Gene Ontology annotation, molecular function: protein binding. Gene Ontology annotation, biological process: Golgi organization. The record is from RefSeq and is a predicted model, not a curated record. Bases 335 to 1816 code for a protein of 493 amino acids. Lineage: Eukaryota; Metazoa; Arthropoda; Insecta; Orthoptera; Acrididae.
CUGUUUAAUUCCGAGGACUUGUUGGAAGUUUAGGACGGUCGACAAUUUUGGAUUUAUUUUCUUAUUUAUUACUUCUAGUACCGUGGUACAGUUUUGCAAAGAAAGUUGUUUAUAAUAAUAUAGGUAUUGAGCUGUAGUAUUUCACUCUUGUCAUUCAUGUGAGAAUGUCAUGUUAAAUAAUCAUGCGUGUUAGGUUACUGUAAGGUAAACGUAAAUUAGGUAAUUAGGUCCUUCGGAGAGAUGUAACAUAAAGCAGUGCCACGUAAGAUGGAAACCGUGUUGUGAGAAAUGGUGAUGCAGCGGUCGUGCAACCAUUAACCAGUUAUAUUGAAAAAUGGGAAGCUCUCAGAGUGUUGAAAUACCAGGUGGUGGAACAGAAGGCUACCAUGUUCUUCGUGUUCAAGAAGGAUCUCCAGGUCAGAAAGCUGGAUUGGAAGCCUUUUUCGAUUUCAUAGUCGCCAUUGGGAAUACCAGACUUGAUCAGGAUAAUGACACACUGAAAGAACUGCUAAAGCAAGGUAUAGGCCAGAAGCUACAAAUGACAGUAUACAGUAGUAAGACACAGUCGGUCCGUGAGGUAUCUAUUGAACCAAGUACUACUUGGGGAGGCCAGGGUUUACUUGGUGUCAGUAUAAGAUUUUGCUCCUUUGAGGGAGCGAAUGAAAAUGUGUGGCAUGUGCUGGAAGUUAACCCACAGUCACCAGCAGAAAUUGCUGGAUUAAGGCCAUUCACUGACUAUAUCAUUGGAGCAGAUUCAGUACUACAUGAAACAGAAGACCUGUUUACACUUAUAGAAGCACACGAAGGCCGUCCUCUGAAACUUUAUGUGUACAACACAGCAGAGGACUCGUGCCGAGAAGUCACCAUAACCCCAAAUUCUCAGUGGGGAGGGCAAGGAAGCUUGGGUUGUGGAAUUGGAUAUGGCUAUUUGCAUCGUAUUCCAGUACGUAGUCACCUAGCCAAACCACAUCUUCCUGUCACACCUAUUGCUUCACCUGCAACUACAGCUGCAACAAGGACUACCGUGCCAGGCGGUGCAGCUAGUCCAGGUGCACAGCCGUCAAUAGCAAGUGCAGCCCCAACAUUCAGUGACACUGUGUCGCCAGAAUCUGGAAAGACUCAGGCUACAGUGUCCACAUCAGGAAUGCAGCCUUUUGUGACACCUCACCUCCAAGAGAGUGGCAGUCUUACAUCAAUGCCACCAUCUACAACAUCUGAAUACCAAAUGUCCCCACUCUCUAUUUCGCACAGCAUUGAACAGAGGUUACCUAUCACAGUUCCUUCACCAAAUUCUACUGUAUAUCAACCUUCAGUUAUCUCAGAUUCCACUUACCAACCAACAGUUGUUUCUACAGGCCUUGGCCCUAGUUAUCAAGGAACAUCUGUCCCAACAACACUCAAUACAAGCCAACAAAUGAAUAAUAUCCAAAUGCUAAACACAGGAAUGCAGGGAACAAUAGGUGCACAGGGAGUAACAUAUCCUGCAUCACAACCAUCUGGCUAUCGACCAGCUCCAUUUACAGUAUCAGACUACAAAGUGCCUCCGCAGUCAACAGCACACCUUUUCACGGUACCACCACCCACAGCUCCCAUGCCUGCUAUGCCACCUCGCAGUGGUAUUGAGACAGCAGCAACAGCAAGUGGUGUUUUACCAUCAGUUGCCAGAUCAGCAACAACUCUAGCAGCAAGUGGUGUACCGAGUAUACCUGGAAUGCCAGUUGUGACAACACCAAUAUCACUACCUGGGAUGCCACCUAUAACGGUGUCAGCUUCUAUACCACUUGCAGCAUUUGAGGGCCUUCCUCCUCCUCAGUAGAUGGCUCCUGUUAAUCUUGAAAUUGUCAUUUGGGAAUCUUGGAUAACACAGCUUCUCACCUUUGCAUUUCUGUGAUAGAAGUGAUUUUUCUUCGAGUGACGUACAUUGAGAAAAGUUAUUACAAAGGGUUGAAAAUAUUGAUAGAUACUGAAUGUCUCUUAUGCUGCCAGGGAUUGCUGGACUGUGAAUAUAAAAAAAAAUAAACAGUGCCUCAUUAAAAAGGAAUUUCUUUUGUGGGAAUUGACAGUGUUGUAAUCUGUAAUGAAAUUAUAAAACUUAAUUUGUUGUUUAUUAAUGUUUUUAUCUUUGUAUGUAUCAUAUUAUAGUUACAAGUAUGCAUGCUUGUUCGCUUUAAGAAUUAUGGCAUUCACUGGCACAUUGUACGAAGCAAGAAGCUGAUGAAACAUAUGAUAUGGAGAUUAUAUUCUGUCAUAUGUAUCAGAAUAAAUAGCCAUCAAAAUUAACUUAUUUAGCAGA